GCGCGGAACGAGUUUGGCAGCGAGCUGACCGAUGCACACACUGACCCAUAAUUGGCGAGCCGCCGGCCGCGCGGUCCUCGAGCGAGCGAGUUUGCGGCUGCGUAAGCCACGUAGAACAGCUGACGAUCGGGGCUUAGACGCCAGCGCGUGUACGGCGGCAACAGGUGGCCGAUGACCCCGUCUCUCUCUCGCUUGCUUCCGCCUUGGGAACGCGUCGGAUGACUCAACUAGGGAGCAGCAGCGCGACGAGCCGAGGGUGGAUAGCCGAACGAACAUCGGCGCGGAGCGGGCAGGGGGCCGCGAGUGUGGGAUAGCAGGUAGGAAAGGUGGAGGUGGCGCGAGCAGCGAGAGGGGGGCGUCGGCGUUCGCGCGCGGCCAGGUAAGGAGGGAGAGAGAGACGGACAGGAUUCCUUGGCUCGCGCUCUCUCUUGCUCCGCCGCCGCCGCCACCGCCGCCGCGGCUGCCGAGAGCUCGGGCAGUCGGCCCUAAGGAAGCCUAGCGCUCGCAAGUCUGCUCGUGAUCUCGCGCACGCACUCCGCUACUGGCUGAGGGCUCGAGCGGUGCGCAACCAAUCAGUCGCGGCUCGAUAUUAUGCUGCCGUCGUGAGCUGGGCGCUCGCUGCCGGUCUGUCUCCGUGUCCGGCCCCCGUGGCCAUGCCAGCGCUGGCCGGCUGAUCUAGCGCGCGCGCGCGCCCGUUCGCCCAAGAGUCCGAGGAGAGCAACCGGAAGCCAGCCGAACCAAGCGAGACAGCGGCGAGGACGAGCAGCCGCACUCGACAUGCGCACGAGGCCGACAGCGUCGAUGCCGCUGACCGCGCUGGGGCUGCUGCUGCUGCUGCUGCUGCCGGCCGGCGGGCGAGCUAACCAGGCGAGCUCGCCGUGCCCCUGGUCGGCGCAGGCGCUGGCCGAGCUGGAGAGCUCCUGCACCUGCGACUACAACCUGGCCCGGGAGCUGUCGGUGCAGUGCGACGCCGUGGACUUCAACCAGCUGAUCUCUGGGCUGCGCCGCUUCGCCCAGGCGCAGGCCAAGAUCGAUCUGCUCUACGUGAACAACAGCACGAUCGGCGUGCUGCGGAACGGCUCGUUCGCCGGCUUCCGCAUCGCCAACCUGCAGCUGAGCGGCUGCAGGCUGCGCGGCCUCGAGCCCGAGGCGCUCGCCAACCAGGAGGCCAGCCUGCGCAGCCUCAACCUGCGCGACAACGAGCUCGCGGAGAUACCCAGGGCGGCGCUCGCCGACCUGAGGAACCUCACGGUGUUGGACCUGUCGCGCAACCGGAUCAGCAGGGUGCCCGAGCACGUGUUUGCCGGCCACCGGCUGGUCACGCUCAAGCUGGCCGGCAACAACGAGCUGGCCCUCGAGUCGGCGAGCUUCCGCGGCCUCGAGGGCUCCCUGAAGAAUCUCAACCUCAUGGGUACCCGGCAGCGCAGGCUGCCCGAGGCCCUCAAGGGCCUGGCCGCGCUGGCCUUCCUCGACCUGUCGCAGAACAGCAUCCGAGAGCUGGGCGGCUCGGCCGGCUUCCACGGGCUCGGCUCGCUCACGGGGCUCAACCUCGAGCGCAACCUCAUCCAGGCCAUCGGCCCGGACGCCUUCGCGGGCGUCGCCGCCAGCCUCAGCUCGCUCAGCCUGCUCAACAACUUGAUCCCCGAGUUCCCGAUCGCCGCCAUCUCCACGCUGCGCGAAUUGAAGGUGCUGGACAUUGGCUUCAACCUGAUGACCGAACUGCCGGUGAGCGCCUUCCGAGGCAACCCAUCGAUCACGCUGCUGGCCAUCGACGGCAACCCGCUGUCGACGGUGCCCGAGGAGGCGUUCGCGGGGCUUAACGGCACCCUGCGGGGACUGAGCUUGGGCGGCCGAUUCCUCGUGUGCGACUGCAAGCUCCGCUGGAUCGUCGAGUGGAUACGAACGAGGGACCUGCAGGUGACCAGCCGGGAGAGCAAGCCGCAGUUCUGCGGCAGCCCGCCGAGGUUGCAGGACCGCAAUUUCUACUCGAUCAAGCCCGAAGAGAUGACCUGCGAGAGGCAGGCGGAGAUUGUGGGCAUCGGCACGGUGGAGAGCGUAGAGCCGAGCGGCGCCAUCCUCGAGGCCAUCGAGAACCAGCAGCCCAUCCCCACGGAGUCGAAUCCGAGCCCCAGCCCCAGCCCCAGCCCCAGCCCCAGCCCGAGUCCGAGCCCGAGCCCGGGGAGCCUGGGCCCCAGCACGUCGCGCAUCACCACCGGCGCGAGCAGCUUCGAGACGAGCACGGCCGGCAGCGCAGGCGCGCCCGCGGCCACCCAUACGCCCACCACGCUGGCGCAGCCGGCGCCGACCGCCGCGGGCAGCGCGGUCACCAGCAGCAGCCGACGCCCGGCGGGCAGCGUCUUCGUGACGCGCACCAGCAGCGCGCCGCGGCCGCCGCUGGUGCACGGCUCGUCCAUCUACCGCAAGGGCCAGGACAAGGACAUCGUGAUUCGCGACGUGCUGCGCGAGGACGACUCGCUGAUCAUCCGCUGGGACAGCGGCUCCAGCGCGCUGGGCUUCCGCGUGAUCUACCGGCUGUUCGGCAACUCGAGCUUCCGCUCCAGCCAGACCCUCGACAGCAGCGAGCGCGAGCUGCGCAUCAAGAACGUGCCCUCGCAGGAGUGCAUCGUGGUGUGCGUGCUGGGCGCGGAGGAGCCGGCGAGUCCGAACCCCGGCCAGGUGCCGUUCAGCCAGUGCCGCGAGGUCCGCACCGAGGCCACCAACAUCGACCGCAUCACCAUCGCCGCCUCGGCGGCCGUCUGCCUCACCAUCGUCGCGGCCGCGCUGGUGUUCGUGCUGGCGAGCCGCCGGCGCCGGCGUGCCAGCUCGCGCAAGCUGCGCACGCUGCAGGAGCCCGGCAAGCUGCCGAUCGCCGGGCUGCCGGUCAACUGCUGCUCGAGCCUCGUCGGGCCCACGCCCAGCCCCGGCGGCAUGGGCGCCCCGCUGCCCGGCACCGGCGCCUCGCUCAGCGCCUACAGCGUGCAGAAGGAGUGGGACCAGCUGUCGGCCUACAGCACGCGCAGCAUCCCGCGGCCGCGCAUCUUCCCGGUGGAGCGCCAGGGCUCCGUCACGCGGGCCUCCUGCCUCGAGGACGCGGCCGGCCCGCAGGCGCCCGGCCCGCUCGGCGGCCCUAGUCACGUCCGGGGGCACUACUUCGCCGGCGCCUCGCUCAACUCCAGCCUCGUUGGCUUGGGCGCGCGCGCAGAGCUGCGGCACUCGAGGCAGUCGCUGGCUGCGGCUGCGGAGCGCAUGGGCGGCGCUCGCUGUUUCCCGUCCGCGGCAGGCGUUCAGCUGGCGCCGCAGGCGCAGGGCAGCGCGCGUCGGCAGCGGCCGCGCUCGAGGAACCGCGGCGGCGACCCGGGCCUGCCGCGGCCCGGCAGCCGCUACAGCCUCGCCGAGUCCACGCACACGCUCAACAACUACGAGGAGAGCAACUGGACCGACCACGACAUGGACAUCUACAUGGCGAGAAACCCUACCACCCGGGGUGGACUCGUGCCGCUCUGAUCGCCGCCCGACUUGCUGCUGCCGCCCGCUUCCGGGCAGGCCGACCGUCGUGCGACUCCGCGCCACUGCCGACGGUGCGAGCAGCAGCCGCCGCCGUCGCCGCUGCUCGCGGCUGCCCAAUUAUGCUUUUUCGUACUUCAUUCGUAACGCAACUUACCCACGCGCCGACGAGAGCUACAACCAAGUGCAAUAACUAUUUUUAUUUUAACGAGUCAAUCUGGAAUUCGAUUUUACAUGUACACCUAUAUAGUCAGCAAAGCGAGAUUAUCAUUAUUGCAAUAAGCUCCGACGUCUCCCACCCCCCCUCAAUCAAACCAAGCACUGACUGAAUAUACCUGUAUAAUUAUAGCGACUCGAUGCGGCUCGAAUUACGAGUGUUCUCUGAUCACGUUAUCUAUUAUACAAUUAUCUAGACCUAUAUGCACUUGUUCAAAGCGUACAAACUCUACAUUCCUUCGAUUUUGUUUUAUCUUCUCUUUUAUAUUAUUGUUUUUUCUACUAGAUUAUGUAUAAGAAGCCGUUAAAGGCUCAAUUAUAUUAGAUAGGACCUAUGUGAAUAAAUCUGGUGCAAAAAUUAUUAAAUGAUAAACAAAAAAAACAAUGUAUAUGCGUAAUCGUAACCGGCCAAAGACUGCAACGCGAAAGACAAUCCCAGCAAAGCUUUUCGCCUUGGAUUACGACGAUAUUAUUUGUACGUAAUAAGUAAGCGACGACACUCUGUGCAAUGAGAGACAAGUUUACGUUCUAGUUAAGCAACAACACGCUCAAUCAAACAUAUAGUAUUCUCGUUCGGUUAUAUUUUGUACAUAUAUCAAAUGAAUGAACCAAUGCGAGGUGCCGCGGCGGGACCGAUGUUAUCGUCUCCCCCAUUGCAGCGAUUUCAAAUUAUGCGGAAUAUUUUUUACUGUAUUUUUUAAGCGAGCGCCGUCGUCUUAUCGACGACGCCAUG
Phymastichus coffea is the source of this 4453-nucleotide messenger RNA. It is a transcript of the gene haf, whose product is annotated as leucine-rich repeat and fibronectin type-III domain-containing protein 3. The coding region runs from base 778 to 3504 and encodes 908 amino acids. Lineage: Eukaryota; Metazoa; Arthropoda; Insecta; Hymenoptera; Eulophidae. The transcript has 5 exons. Gene Ontology annotation, molecular function: protein binding. The record is from RefSeq and is a predicted model, not a curated record.